AUGACACCAGCUCCCAAGAAAACACUAUACUUAACGAUUAUGGCUGCACUUGGCCUCAUUUGCGCUGUUCUCGCAUUCUUUCUGUAUUUUGAGACUUCAUCUCCUGUUUGCCCACCUACAUCUGAGGAGUAUUAUGAAGGCAUGGAUCCAAAUGCAAAGCCCAUAGUCCUGCUGUGGUUCUGGCCUCUUGGAGGGAAGUUUGAUCUUAAAGCUUGCUCUAUCUACUUCAACAUUGAUAGCUGUAUUCUGACAGCUGACAGAUCGCUCUACAGCAAAGCACAGGGAGUUAUUUUCUUCCAUAAAAACAUAGACUGGAAUUUACGUAACAUGCCGCAGGGGCCACGUCCAGCUUUUCAGAAGUGGAUUUGGUUCAAUGUGGAAUCCCCAACAAACACAGUGAAGAAACCGAGUCUGGCCAACCUGUUCAACUUAACGCUGAGCUACAGAAGAGAUGCUGACAUCACGGUGAGGAACGAGCUCACUAUCAGGAAGACAGAACUGAAAGAUGACUUUGCUCUGCCCAAGAAAGACAAACUGGUGUGCUGGAUCGUCAGCAACAAAGACCACUCCACUGGAACAGCUUUGAGAGAAAGAUAUUAUCACGAACUGUCCAAACACAUUAAGAUCCACGUCUUUGGUACAGCCUAUACAGGGAAACGUUUGAGUUAUGCUGAAUAUUAUUCAACCAUUGCUAGCUGUAAAUUUUACCUUUCAUUUGAGAACUCGAUCCACAGAGACUACAUCACAGAGAAGGUUAACGGGCCCCUCGUGGCAGGGACGGUCCCUGUAGUUUUGGGUCCGCCAAGAGAAAACUAUGAGCAGUUCCUGCCCCCUGACGCCUUCAUUCACAUAAAUGAUUUUCCUGAUGCAAAGUCGCUGGCAGCGUUUCUGCUCAACAUGAAGGACGAGGCGUACAGGCGUUACUUUGAGUGGAGGAAGUUCUACACAGUCACGCCUCAUCUCCUGUCAAUCGGCAAUGAAUUUAUUCAACCUGUCUGCCUCGCCUGCAAACACAUGUCAAGAGACAAGGAAUUCAAUGUAGUUCAUGACCUUUAUAAGUGGUACUCGAUGUGA
This is a messenger RNA of Plectropomus leopardus (leopard coralgrouper), 1074 nucleotides long. Its product is annotated as 4-galactosyl-N-acetylglucosaminide 3-alpha-L-fucosyltransferase 9-like. The record is from RefSeq and is a predicted model, not a curated record. Gene Ontology annotation, cellular component: membrane. Lineage: Eukaryota; Metazoa; Chordata; Actinopteri; Perciformes; Serranidae. Gene Ontology annotation, molecular function: alpha-(1->3)-fucosyltransferase activity.